AUGGACUCGACUUAUCGAGGUCCACGGGUCGGUGUGCUUUGGCGUGCCAGGGGUUUUCUUCUUGGGCAACCCUGUUCCGGUGUGUUGAGGUGGCUCCGUAGCGGCGGUGUUCGCGGAAGUUGUGCACUCGAGGCUAUCGCUUUGGAGAGAUGCAUCCCACAAGAUCUAGAGAUGCAACCGGCAUCGCGGAGGAUGGCUUUCGUCUUUAUGCCAUUUGCAGCAAUCAGUCCAUGUAUUGGUCGAUUUUCACAGGAGCAGCAAGAGCUACGGGAACGCGAUAUUGAUCUCCCCAUCUGCAAACGAAGAGGACGGGAUAUGAUACUUUGCACUUGCAGUUGUCGUGCAAUCGCUGUGGUAUUUCUAAUACAGUCUUGGCGGAGCAUGGCUUUACGGAUGUAA
This is a messenger RNA of Haemonchus placei, 399 nucleotides long. Lineage: Eukaryota; Metazoa; Nematoda; Chromadorea; Rhabditida; Trichostrongylidae. The record is from the annotation of a GenBank genome assembly.